This is a messenger RNA of Monopterus albus (swamp eel), 738 nucleotides long. RefSeq lists its product as uncharacterized. The record is from RefSeq and is a predicted model, not a curated record. Lineage: Eukaryota; Metazoa; Chordata; Actinopteri; Synbranchiformes; Synbranchidae. The transcript is spliced from 6 exons. The coding region runs from base 1 to 738 and encodes 245 amino acids.
AUGGAUGGAUGGAGGUUCUGGUUGUCUGGUCCAGGUAUGUUCCAGUGUACUUUGACAGGACUGGUAUUAGUUAUGAGUCAGGAGGCAGAGCUCCUGUACAGAACUAUCCAAUGGGGCCAGCUGUCUGUCGUCCACAUCACUGACGACGGCAUGAGUAUCCUCGAGCCGCUGGAGAUCACAGGCACUCACGUGACUGUCAAAGUCCCCCAUCUCUCUGCCUUUGGCCUGGUCUGGGAUUUUUUAAAGAAGUUUUGGAACAACUCAAACCCAAUUUCUGGCCAAAUUGUAUUAUUCCAAAACCUGAACGUGUUACUCCUGCCAAGCAACAUCCCUCUGGAAGAGGUGAGAGUACAGCACAGAGAGGCUAAGUACAUCAAGGUCCCUUCCGUAUGUAACCUCAUCAAGGGCCAACAUUACACUGUUAACUGUCCGACAGCCUGUCUAAUACAGCCUGAGAAAGAAGAAUUCAACCCUCAGUUUGGACCAAAUUACUACCCAGCAUUUCAGAUCCGCCUGCCUAUGAACACAGAAGAAGUGACCAUAACGGUACAAGACCAAAUGAAUACUGAAGUCUGGAAGCGCCAAGUUGAUCUGACUGAUAAAGUCUUCACCUGCAGAAUCAUGGCACCUGAUGGUGGAAAGUCUAUGAUCAUCGACCACAUGAUCAAAUGUCCCUUCUGGAUGCAAUGGAGGCUGGCUGCAGAGACAUCUCAGCUGAAGAUUGCCAGGGGUGGAUAA